AUGCCUGUAAGAGCAUGCAGUGCCAGUGCCUUGAAGCACAUGCAGUGCCAGUGCCAUCAUCAGGCACCAACAGGAGCUCAGAGGAACCACAGAAAACACCCUCCAGCACCAAAUGCCUGGACCAUGGCCCUGGGAAAGGGGCAGCCCCCUGGCCCACCAACCCGGCUCCACGGCAGAAGCAGGGACGAUAAAAAUCUCUAUUUGUCAGGUGAGAUCCGGGCCUCUCCGAGGCCCAAGCUUCGGGCUCCCACGCCACCCGCUCCGCCGAGUGACCCGCCGGGCAGAGCCCCGCAGAGCCCCAGGCCCCGCCGAGGAGCCGCCGCCGCCGAGCCGGGCCCAGCCGAGGAGCCGCCGCCGCCGCUGCCGCCGCGCAGCAUCACUCCCGACAAAUUGGAUUCGGCGCCCAUCCGACACACGGCAAAAUCCCGGCCCGGCCUCUGCGCGGAGCGGGGCGGGGGCAGAUCCCCAGGUGCCGGCCCCGUCCCCUCCCGUCCCGUCCCGUCCCGCCGAGCUGCUCGACGAGACCUCUCAGCCCCCGGCUCUGCCCCGGCCCGCCUUUGCAAACCUCUGCUCCUCCGCGGAGCGUGCGCCUGGGCCUCCAGAAGCUCCCCGGGGCCGGGGCGGUACCGCCCGGGGGACGCGGCGUGUGCCGGCGGGGGCGGACGCCGCGAAGCGGAGCGCCUGCACCGGCAGCGCGCCCGCGGGCAGCGCCGCGCGUCCCGCACCGCGAGUCCUCGGGCGCCGUCGGGCGGGACGGACCGCGGCUCCGCCGCUACGCUCGGCGCCCCUCCGCCUGCCCGUCCGCCGCCUCCCCGCCCUGCCCUGACACCUGACUCGGACCCAGGGGCGUUUUGCCGCCCCGACGGCUCCGUGCAUCCGACGGCCACCGCUCCCCUUUCCCGCGCUGACAGGCCCCAGGUUCGGCUCGGCCUGGCCGGAGCGGCCGGGGCCCUCCCCGCAGCGCGCCGGCCCGGUGCGGCCCCGCGGGCGCGGACUAGCCGCCCUCCUCUCGGUCCCGGGCCCGCGGCGCGACCUGGCGCUGGGCUUUUCCCUCCGGGAGGACGCUUGUUUACUCGCCCCGUCCGUUUUAAUGCGAUCCCCCGGGGGCUCGGGAGUUACUUCCAGGGAGCUUGUCCUCCGUUCGGUAAGCCUAGACGGCGGCCGCCCCCCGGGGGGGAAGACCCGGGCGGCGUCGCCAGUCGCCGCGAGGAGCGUCCGCGCCCGCGGGGAGCCGGGCCGAGCCGCCCUCGGCUGAGCCAAGCCGAGCCGAGCCGGCGGCCUCCGUCCCGACGGCCGCCGGCGAUCCCUGCGGCGCACCCACGCUGCGCUCAACCACAGCCCCAUCUUACCUCGGCGGGCUGGGCGGUGCGGCGGGGCCGUCCUGUCCGGUGCGGGGCCGCGGCGGCGGCAAGCUGGGAAGGUGUGCGGCCCCCAGCAUCCCGGCGGGCUGGGAAGGUGUGCGGCCCCCAGCAUCCCGGCGGGCUGGGAAGGUGUGCGGCCCCCAGCAUCCCGGCGGGCUGCGCCGCCCGGCUCCGGCCCGCUGUUCUGAGCCGUAACGUCCCUCCCCGGCCGUCAGCGGCGGCUUCGCUCCUGGUGUCCCGCUCGUGGCUCCUCUCAGUGAAAGGAUCGCGAGUGAACCCCGUUUCGCUCGUCGGGGCUGAGAUCCAGUGCUGGGGAAACCUCCUUCUGCAUAGACAAGGGCUCUGA
Messenger RNA from Gymnogyps californianus (California condor), 1707 nucleotides. RefSeq names its product basic proline-rich protein-like. Bases 1 to 1707 code for a protein of 568 amino acids. The transcript has 4 exons. Lineage: Eukaryota; Metazoa; Chordata; Aves; Accipitriformes; Cathartidae. The record is from RefSeq and is a predicted model, not a curated record.